UAAUUAUAGCUAAGAAGUGGUAGCUGUUGAUGAGCCCCACCCCCCAGCCAAUGACAGGCACCCCUGGUGGAAUGUUGUCGCCUAGUGGGUCUAUAGCAUCACCCCGACAAUCACCAGGUCCGGUGACACCCCAGCCGAUGACGCCCCAACCUAGCAUGACACCGUCCCCCGGGGGAGGAGCACAUGGUCCCCACACUGCCCCUCAGUCACCUGCUCACUAUCCUCGGCACCCAGUCCCGCACCAGCACCCGGGAGGACCCCACCCAGGAGGACCCCACCCAGGGGGACCCCACCCAGGGGGACCCCACCCAGGGGGACCCCACCCAGGGGGACCUCACCCAGGGGGACCCCACCCGCCCCACGGAGCACCUGGACCACAUCAUGGACCACCUGGACCUCACGUGAGCCCCCACGGACCACCACCACCACACGGGCCACCACCAACUAGUGGGGGCCCACCCGGCGCUCCCCACCCCCCUGUGUACCCUACUAGAGUACAGUUCGCUCAGCACCAGUUUAACUUGCUCCGUGCGCAGAUCUACGCCUACAAGCUCCUGUCCCGGAACCAGCCCCUAACUGAUCACGUGUUGGCAGCGCUCCACGGCAAACGUGUCCUCAUGACUCCUGGCUCAGGUCCUGGGACUGGGCCGCGUAUGCCAGGACCCCCAGCACCGUACCCAGCCACGUCUACUGCUGCGAGGAGAUCUCCUGGACCCCCCGCUUCUACUGGCCCUCCUUCAGAGAAUAGUAAUCCGUCUACUACUGACGGCUCUCCUUCCAGUACCCCGAACCGGACGAUGGCGCCGAGCGGAGAGAAGACGGAGACCAGUACGCCACAACCACCCAGCACUCCCGUCUCUUCCUACCGCGCUCCAAUACCUAUACCGAAACAAACUAGACUCACAGCGCAGAAGCCACCUCUCGGACGUUGCGCGGGUAUUGAUCCGCAAGACAUACUUAAGGAGCGAGAAUACAGAAUAUCACAGCGAAUGGCACUGCGACUCAAAGAACUUGAAACGUACGAUGAUGUUGAAAACGAUAAUCUCAAACUCAGGGCCAAUAUCGAGGCAAAGGCUAUCCGUCUGAUUGAGUUCCAAAAGAAGGUCCGGAAAGAAGUUCUGAGCUGUAUGCAGCGCGACACUACACUUGAAACAGCUUUCAAUUCUAAACUUUAUAAGCGAGCGAAGAAACAAUCAUUGAGGGAGGCUAGAGUAACUGAGAAAUUAGAAAAACAACAAAAACUAGAGCAGGAAAGAAAGAAAAAACAACGACAUCAGGAAUUCUUAAACGCGGUACUGCAGCAUGUGAAGGAAUUCCGCGACCAUCACCGACAGACACAACAUAAGACUCUAAAGAUAGCCAAGGCUGUGAGAAUAUACCACGAGAAUGCUGAGCGGGAAGAGAAGAAAGAAAGAGAAAGAAUAGAGAAAGAGCGUCUCAAACGAUUGAUGAGCGAAGAUGAAGAGGGUUAUAGAAAGCUCAUCGACGAAAAGAAAGACAAGCGUUUGCUCCAGCUUCUUGCCCAAACCGACGAAUUUAUUAAAGACAUGACCAAUAUGGUGCGAAAGCAUCAAGAAGAUCUGAGAGACGCUAGAAUGAAGAAAAAGAAGAAGAGAGAACUCAUGCCACACAGACUUAGGUUGGAACGCAGAAAGAGAAUGAUACAGAAACGGAAAGAGAUGGAAGACAAUGGUGAGCUACCGGAAGGACCCGAACCACAAGUUACAGAUGAUAAGAAACUCAGCGUGGAUAUAGAGACAACAGCAGUAGACGAUAUCGACCUAACAGCUCACACGGGAGUUAGUGAUGACGAUUAUGAGGACGAUGAGGACGACGACGUUGUGCAAUGCGAGGUGGAGGAGCUUCCUGAGAUAAUCAGCACAGUUGAUGAUGAGUACAAGAGAACUGAAGGUUUCAUGAACUACUACGGUAUCGCGCAUUUGUACAAGGAGAAGGUUACUGAGCAACCCGCGAUUAUGCGAUACGGAAAACUAAAACCUUACCAGAUAACAGGUCUGGAAUGGCUGGUAUCUCUUCACAACAACAACUUGAACGGUAUCCUGGCUGACGAGAUGGGUCUUGGUAAAACUAUCCAGACUAUUGCUCUUUGUUGUCAUCUCCUGGAGAAGAAAAACCUGAGAGGUCCCUUCCUAAUAGUGGUCCCCCUUUCCACCCUGAGUAACUGGGUGAUGGAGUUUGAGAGAUGGUCUCCCUCUAUAAUAACUGUAGCGUACCGGGGCUCACCCCAGGCCAGGAAGUUAGAGGCCCCAAUUAUCAGGAGCGGAAAGUUCAAUGUACUGAUCACAACUUACGAGUACAUUAUGAAGGAUAAAGCCUUGCUCUCAAAGAUCAAAUGGAAGAUCCUGGUCAUUGACGAGGGACACAGAAUGAAGAAUCAUCACUGUAAACUAACUCAGAUAUUAAAUCAGUACUACAAUGCACCCUCCAGACUUUUGUUAACAGGAACACCUCUGCAGAACAAACUACCUGAAUUGUGGUCGCUCCUCAACUUCCUGUUGCCUCACAUCUUCAACAGUGUUACCACUUUCGAACAGUGGUUCAACGCUCCAUUCGCUAGCACUGGCGAGAAGGUGGAAUUGAACGAGGAAGAAAGCAUCCUUAUCAUCCGUCGUCUGCACAAAGUCUUACGACCCUUCCUGCUCCGCCGACUCAAACGAGAAGUAGAGAGUCAGCUGCCUGAGAAAACGGAGUUCAUAAUAAAAUGCGACAUGUCAGCCCUACAGAAACACAUGUACCGACACAUGCAAAAACGAGGUGUCCUGCUCACUGAUUGUGGUGCUUCAGGAGACAGCAAGUCUAAGACAGGCACCCGACUCCUGGUGAACACUAUCAUGCAGCUCAGGAAGAUUUGUAACCAUCCAUUCAUGUUCCCCACUAUGGAGGAAUAUAGCGAGAAUUUCGGGUUCCCUAACGGUGUUAUCAGCGGUGUCCAGCUCAUGAGAGCCUCUGGAAAGUUCGAGUUACUUGAUCGUAUUCUACCCAAGCUGAAGGCGUCCAGGCAUAAGGUCCUCAUUUUCUGCCAGAUGACAAAUCUGAUGAACAUUCUGGAAGAUUUCUUAAAGGACCGUCAUUUUUCCUUCCUCCGUCUUGACGGUAGUACUAAAUCUGAGAACCGUGAACUGUUGCUGAAACAGUUCUGCUCCGCAAACUCUGAACACGAUAUUUUCCUCCUGUCAACCCGUGCUGGAGGUCUGGGUCUGAACUUGCAGGUAGCAGAUACUGUUGUCAUCUACGACAGUGACUGGAAUCCUCACCAGGACAUGCAGGCUCAAGACAGAGCUCACAGGAUCGGCCAGAAGAACGAGGUUAGAGUCCUGAGGUUGAUGACAGUUAACAGUGUCGAGGAGAAGAUCUUAGCAGCCGCUCGGUUCAAGCUCAACAUGGACGAGAAAGUUAUCCAGGCUGGUAUGUUCAACCAAUCUUCCACCUCUCACGAGAGACGGUCCUUCCUGGAAAACAUCCUGAGUAACGACAAGGACGAUGAACUGGAGGAUGAUCUGCCAGACGAUGACCUGUUGAACAGAUACCUGAUGAGGAGUGAUGACGAAUACAAGCUCUUCACCACGAUGGACCAAGAACGUUACCAGCAGGAGGGUUCCAGUCGGACACACUCUCGUCUCAUGCAGGACCACGACCUUCCUGACUGGCUGAUCAGGAACGAUUGGGAGAUAGAGGCGUUACAGCAGGAGGAGGAUGAUGAUAAAGUGUACGGUAAAGGAAGCAGGGCAAGGAAGGAGGUUGAUUAUAGUGAGUGUCUGACAGACAAGCAGUGGGCUAAAGCUGUGGAGGAAGGAAGGUUAGAGGAAGUUGAGGAUCGACACAAGAGGAAGAGGAAGAGAAGAGACGAUGGUGCAAUGUACUACGACGACGAUGAUGAGGAAGAAGAGCCGGUGGUGAAGAAGAGGAGCAGGAAGAGUAAGGGAGGAGACGGAGAGAAGAAGAGAGGGAGACCCAGCGCAGCUGCUGAGAAGCUCACUCCCAACCCUCCUCUCCUUACUAAACAGAUGAAAUGGAUGUGGGAACAGGUCGUCAACUACGAAGAUCCCGACGAAAGGAAACUCAGUGAAAUGUUUAUGAAGUUACCCUCCAAACGUGAACUUCCCGAUUACUACCAGCUGAUAAAGAAACCCGUCGACCUGAAGAAGAUCAAGCAGGGUAUUGCUCAGCACAGAUACCGGAACAUGACGGACAUUGCAGAGGAUUUCUAUCUGAUGUUUGCAAAUGCUCGGGAAUACAAUGUGGAGGGUUCCCAGAUCUUCAACGACAGUGUUAACUUGUUGAGUGUAUUCACCAAGAUCCAGGACACUUUAACUAAAGGUGCAGACGGUCCUCAGCCUGACGAAGAGCUGCUGGGUGAAGCUCCUCCCCUGCAGAUGGAGUAGAUCAAGUAGCGCGUGAUCAUUACAAGCAGCACGUGAUCAUUCUGUUCUUUAAUCUAGAGACUAUUCUCGAUGUAUUUUUUAUUUUCAUGCUGACACUCAUGCGAGAUCAUGUUAAAUCACUAGUAAAUUAUGAUAACAUCAACUAUACAUUCGCAAUAACGCGUACGUUCAACUGCCUUAAGAGAGAAAACCGGAAAAGUCAAGCACGAAUAUGCUUUCAAUUCAUCCAGCAUUUAUCCUCAUUGAGUAUCAACAUCUAAUUUACUGAGUUAUGUCCAAGUAAAGGGAAAGAGAAAGCAUUAUACUAUAGUUGACUUUGUGAGUGUUUUCGCUUCCAUAGUGAAUGUUUAUUAUAUUGAUAUGCUAACACUGGAUCGGUUUAACGGCACUUUGUUUUAGUGGACAUGACAAAUCUGAUAGUAUUUUUCAGUUUUUACGUCAAACAUUGAAAUAAAAGCUGUCACCCAGUCACCUAUACUGUAGGUGCUAUAGGAAGUUCUCCCAUUAUGUGUGAAAUAAUGGAGUAUGUAUUAUUUUCCUUAAAUUCCUUUUAAUCUGAACUGUGA
Molecule: messenger RNA, 4969 nt
Organism: Bolinopsis microptera
Lineage: Eukaryota; Metazoa; Ctenophora; Tentaculata; Lobata; Bolinopsidae
Product: transcription activator BRG1-like
Biological process (GO): positive regulation of transcription by RNA polymerase II
Cellular component (GO): nucleus
Molecular function (GO): transcription factor binding; ATP binding; ATP-dependent chromatin remodeler activity
Source: RefSeq, a predicted model, not a curated record